Messenger RNA from Abrus precatorius (Indian licorice), 2403 nucleotides. RefSeq names its product phosphoenolpyruvate carboxykinase (ATP)-like. The coding region runs from base 46 to 2061 and encodes 671 amino acids. Lineage: Eukaryota; Viridiplantae; Streptophyta; Magnoliopsida; Fabales; Fabaceae. The transcript has 11 exons. Gene Ontology annotation, cellular component: cytosol. The record is from RefSeq and is a predicted model, not a curated record. Gene Ontology annotation, biological process: gluconeogenesis. Gene Ontology annotation, molecular function: ATP binding; phosphoenolpyruvate carboxykinase (ATP) activity.
GAUAUAUAUUGCGAAAGACUUGCAAUCGUUGUUUAGCAUCUAGCAAUGGCAGAAGCAGAUAACAAACAAACAAGAGAAAAUGGAUCAGAUUUCAGUUUCACGAGAAACGCUAACACUGGGCGUCGUGGAUUACCCAUGAUCCAAACCCGCAAGAACCCAACCGAUUCAGAGCAAGUGUGCCACGACGACAGCACCCCGCCGGUGAAAGCUCAAACCAUUGACCAACUCCAUUCUCUUCAGAAGAAAAAGUCAACCCCUUCCACUCCCGUCAGAACACCACACUCACCCUUUCCCACUGUUUCCGAAGAGGAUCGCCAAAGGCAGCACCUUCAGUCCAUAAGCGCAUCGUUAGCGUCGUUGACGAGGGAGACAGGUCCUAAGGUGGUGAAAGGAGACCCAGCCACGAAGGCUGAGAAAGGGACACACACACACGUUCAUCAUUUCUUUGCUUCCACUUCCUUUGAUGUCAGUGACAGUGCUCUCAAAUUCACCCACGUCCUCUACAACCUCUCCCCCGCCGAGCUAUAUGAGCAAGCAAUUAAGUAUGAGAAAGGAUCAUUCGUAACGGGAACGGGUGCGUUAGCUACACUUUCGGGGGCCAAAACGGGACGCUCUCCCCGAGAUAAACGGGUUGUCAAGGAUGAGACCACCCAGCAUGACCUUUGGUGGGGAAAGGGCUCGCCCAAUAUUGAAAUGGACGAACAUACCUUCUUAAUUAACAGAGAAAGAGCUGUUGAUUACUUGAACUCCCUCGAGAAGGUUUUCGUAAAUGAUCAAUUUCUGAAUUGGGAUCCAGAACACAGAAUCAAAGUCCGAAUUGUAUCUGCAAGAGCUUAUCAUUCCCUAUUUAUGCACAAUAUGUGCAUCCGACCCACUCCUGAAGAGCUAGAGGAAUUUGGAACUCCAGACUUUACUAUAUACAAUGCAGGACAGUUCCCUUGUAAUCGUUACACGCACUACAUGACUUCAUCUACUAGCAUAGACAUCAACAUAGCAAGGAAAGAAAUGGUGAUCCUUGGCACGCAAUAUGCUGGGGAAAUGAAGAAAGGUCUCUUUAGCGUAAUGCACUACCUCAUGCCCAAGCGCAAUAUUCUCUCCCUACAUUCUGGGUGCAAUAUGGGCAAAGAUGGCGAUGUUGCUCUCUUUUUUGGAUUAUCAGGUACUGGAAAGACUACUCUUUCUACCGACCAUAACCGGUAUUUAAUUGGAGAUGAUGAACAUUGCUGGAGUGAAAAUGGGGUGUCAAAUAUUGAAGGGGGUUGCUAUGCAAAGUGUGUUGAUCUUUCAAAGGAUAAGGAACCGGACAUCUGGAAUGCCAUCAAAUUUGGGACAGUACUCGAAAAUGUUGUUUUCGAUGAGCAUACUCGAGAUGUAGAUUACUCAGACAAAUCUGUAACCGAGAACACUCGUGCAGCAUAUCCUAUUGAGUACAUACCCAAUGCAAGGAUACCAUGUGUUGCUCCCCAUGCAAAGAAUGUCAUCCUUCUAGCUUGUGAUGCAUUUGGGGUACUUCCCCCAGUAAGCAAGCUGAGCUUGGCCCAAACCAUGUACCAUUUCAUCAGUGGCUACACAGCUUUGGUUGCUGGGACAGAGGAUGGUAUAAAAGAGCCCCAGGCUACAUUCUCUGCUUGUUUCGGGGCAGCAUUCAUAAUGAUGCACCCUACCAAAUAUGCAGCAAUGCUGGCUGAAAGGAUGCAGAAGCACGGAGCUACUGGAUGGCUUGUCAAUACUGGCUGGUCAGGAGGAAGUUAUGGACUGGGCAAUCGGAUCAAGCUAGCGUAUACUAGGAAAAUCAUCGAUGCUAUUCACUCCGGGAGUCUUUUGAAUGAAAAGUACGCCAAGACUGAAGUGUUUGGGUUUGAGAUCCCAAUAGCAGUAGGAGGAGUUCCUUCGGAAAUCUUGGACCCCGUGAAUACUUGGUCUGACAAAAAGGCCUACCAAGAUACGCUCUUGAAACUGGCAAGUCUAUUCAAGAAGAACUUUGAUGGAUUCAUGACCUAUAAGAUAGGGAAAGAUCAGAAGUUGACUGAAGAGAUUGUCUCUGCUGGUCCUAUUUUCUGAGAAGAGAAGAUCGGUUUUAACAAAAAAACAAUGUUCAGAAUAUUUCAAAGUAUGAAGUGCCUCAUUAAUCAUUUUCACGUGAGAAUAUUUCAUAGUUUUUUGUUGGGUUGACUACAAGACUGUCCCUUUGAAAUUGACCCUUUGGUCCAUCAAUCCGUAUUGUUGCAAUUCGCUCCUUUGUGCUCCUUCGAUGAUUGAGAAGUUCGGCAUGCUAUUGUCCCUGCUUUUUGUUUUCCUGAGAACUUUUACCCUUCAAAAGGGAUACACUGGCUAGUUUUUUUUAUUGUCACAAACUGUUUCACUUUAGCCGAAGAAAUCGUUCCCGUUUAAGAAUGUUUAUUC